GCUUGGUGUAAAGAAAAGAUAGUUCACUUUCCACACCCCAUCCCUCACAUCCUGCUUCCCCUCCACCGGUCCACCCUACCUCCUUUUCUGCCCCCACAAAAGCAAAACAAGUUUUACUUGCUUGCUCUCUAGCUACCUCCGAGCAGAUCAAGCCAACCUGCCGCUCUCUCAAGAACUCUGCCCUAGCCUUCUUCUUCUUCCAACGUGCAUAGCCAAAAAGCUACCGCCCUUUGCACCACACAGCUCUUGGCUGGCUAGCUAGUAGCUAGCCUAGAUGUGAGCUGAUUGGAAACAACAGAAUUAUUGAGCGGUUGGUAGCUGCUUGCAGCUAGCAUCCUCUAUAGAGGCAGCGAGGGAUCGGCAAAGGGAGCCCUAGCUAGCGCCAGAGCCAUGUGCGACUACUUCCUGCAAAGGAUGGAGAGUGACCAGGCCGGCGGGGACCUCACCGACAUCGUCCGCGCCGGCGGAGCCAUGCCGGCCAACGCCGAGGUGCCGUCCACAGCCGCAGAGUGGCAGCUCCAGGGAGAGUCGUUGCUCUUCCCCCCGCCGCCGUCGUCAUCUGACGGUUGUGCCGGGGGGACUGGGGCCGAUGUCUUCGGCGGUGACCCUUUCUCCGGGCUCGGGGACCCGUUCAGCAGCGACUACUCGUCAGGCGCAGACUUGUUGGACGCCAUGCCGGACGCGAUGGCCAAGGUCGGCAUCGACACGGGUGUCGGUGGUGGCAGCGGCUGCGGAGGUGGGGGAGGCGGAGGCGGAGGCGGCGGCGGUGGCCAACUGUUGGACAUGAGCUGGAAGCCUCUCUUGCCGCGCGGGGUGCAGAUGCCGGCGGUUGGCCUGCUGGACCCGAGGGUGAUGCCAUCGCCGCUGUCGCCGAGGGCGAUUCGGCCGUACCCGGCCAUGGCCGGUGACAUGGUCAAGCUUGGCAUCACGGCCGGGCAGAUGGCCGGGUGCGCCAUCGACGCCGCUGUCGCCGGCAUGCAGAUGUCGUCGCCUCGCUCCGCGGGCGGGAUCAAGCGCAGGAAGAACCAGGCAAGAAAGGUGGUGUGCAUCCCGGCCCCGACAGCGGCCGGGGGAAGACCCACCGGGGAGGUGGUUCCUUCUGAUCUCUGGGCUUGGAGGAAGUACGGCCAGAAGCCUAUCAAGGGUUCUCCCUAUCCAAGAGGGUACUACAGAUGCAGCAGCUCAAAAGGAUGCUCAGCACGGAAGCAAGUAGAGCGCAGUCGGACCGACCCCAACAUGCUAGUCAUCACCUACACCUCUGAGCACAACCAUCCAUGGCCGACUCAGCGCAACGCCCUUGCCGGGUCAACUCGGACUCACCACGGCAAGAACAGCAGCAGCAGCUCAGGCUCCAAGGGCUCACAGAACGAAAAGCAAAAGCAACCAAAUGUUAAGGAAGAACCGAAAGACCAGGCUACGACUACAACCACAGCCACUAGCACAAUCACCACUACAACUAGUACUUCUCCCGCGGUUGUGAAAGAGGAGACAAUGGUUGGAUCAGAAACACUGGGGAGAGUCAUGGAUACAGCAGGAGUAGACCACAUUGGACUCAUGGACCAUGCUAUGUUCAGUGAGAGCUAUAAACCGAUGAUACUGGAGGCCGGCCAAUCCGACGACUUCUUCUCCGACCUCGCCGAGUUGGAGUCAGAUCCCAUGAGCUUAAUCUUCUCCAAGGAGUACAUGGAAGCAAAGCCAAGUGGUGCUGAUCAUGCCAAGGAGAAAGCAGUAACCAAGGACUUGGAUCCAUUUGACAUGCUAGAUUGGUCUACUACUACUUCAGCAGGGAGCUCAUUUGAGCAAGGGAAGAGAUGUUAAAGCCAUGGCGCGAUGUAUAUGCAUGCCUAAUGCAUAUGUGCACACACAUUACUCAGCAGCUAAUAACAUGAAAGAUUACCACAAGGUCAGCAAGGAAAGAUAAGAGCUUUUUUUUUCACUUUUCUUUUCUUCUUUUGGUUCUUGUGCUUCUUAUUAUCAUUAUUAUUGUGUGAGAGAGAUUUGAAUUUUUGUUCAAGGUUUAGAUAUGAACCUUAUUUUUUAAGGUUUGUGUCAGCUUGAUCCUUAAUUUCAUUUCAUGAGAUGAUCAGGAGAUGAUGAUUUCUCUCUCGCGUGCGCGCGCACGCUCCAUGCAUUGAUCUGCAGCACCUGUUUAUGGUUACCUUACAUUAGUAUGUUGGAGAGGAUGAAAAAAUGGACGAGAUCAGAUUGGAGUGUGAGUGUGAUAGAUAGAGAUGGAA
This is a messenger RNA of Phragmites australis (common reed), 2237 nucleotides long. Its product is annotated as probable WRKY transcription factor 35. Gene Ontology annotation, cellular component: nucleus. The record is from RefSeq and is a predicted model, not a curated record. The coding region runs from base 391 to 1818 and encodes 475 amino acids. The transcript is spliced from 3 exons. Gene Ontology annotation, molecular function: DNA-binding transcription factor activity; transcription cis-regulatory region binding. Gene Ontology annotation, biological process: regulation of DNA-templated transcription. Lineage: Eukaryota; Viridiplantae; Streptophyta; Magnoliopsida; Poales; Poaceae.